This is a messenger RNA of Grus americana (Whooping crane), 5496 nucleotides long. It is a transcript of the gene CHSY3, whose product is annotated as chondroitin sulfate synthase 3. Bases 358 to 2925 code for a protein of 855 amino acids. The record is from RefSeq and is a predicted model, not a curated record. Gene Ontology annotation, cellular component: Golgi cisterna membrane. Gene Ontology annotation, molecular function: glucuronosyl-N-acetylgalactosaminyl-proteoglycan 4-beta-N-acetylgalactosaminyltransferase activity. Lineage: Eukaryota; Metazoa; Chordata; Aves; Gruiformes; Gruidae. The transcript is spliced from 3 exons.
CGGCAGCCGCGGAGGAAGCUGGCUGAAUGGCGGAGCGCGGAGCGGGGGCCGCGGCCGCCGUGUGGAGGAGGCUGAGCUGGUGGGAGGGGCGGGGAGGGACCAGCCGCCGCGGUGACAAGGUGCCAGCGGAGCGGAGGGGCCGCCGCUAGUGCUCUGCCGUCCUCGCCGCCGCCCUCACGCCCGGAGAAGUUUGACUCGGGAGCAGCGCAGCCGCCCGGGCCGGCGCGGCGGGGCAGGGAGCCGCGGCGGGAGUCGCCGCACCCGGGGCCGCAGCGGGACGGGGGUCGCCUCCAGCGGGAGGCGGCGGGGGGAAGCCGGCGGCGGCAGCGGCGCUCCGGGAGCCGCCCCGCCCGCGCCAUGGCAGCCCGGUCCCGGAGACCCUGGCUGAGCGUGGUGCUGGGGCUGGUGCUGGGUUUCACCGCCGCCUCCUGGCUCAUCGCCCCGAAAGUGGCCGAGCUGAGCGAAAAGAAGAGGCGCGGCUCCAGCCUCUGCUCCUACUACGGCCGCUCGGCGGGGCCGGGGGCGGCCGGGGGCGCGGCGGUGCCGGGCGGGCAGCAGGCGCCGCCGGAGGCAGCGGCGGUGCUGGGCGGCACGAGUUUCAGGAGCAGCCCCUGGGAGCUGCCGCCGCCGCCGGCGGAGGGCAUGGUGUCCAGCCCCGCCGCCGGCGGGGAAGGGGAGCCGGAGGAGGAGGAGGAGGAAGGCGGCGAGAAGCGGAGCGGCCGGCCCGGCGGCAGCCACAACGGGAGCGGGGACUGGGGGGGCGCCCCGGGCUACGCCAAGCCCCGCAACUUCCUCUACGUGGGGGUGAUGACGGCCCAGAAGUACCUGGGCAGCCGGGCGGUGGCGGCGCAGCGGACGUGGGCGCCCUCGGUGCCGGGCCGCGUGGAGUUCUUCUCCAGCCAGGGCUCCGCCGCGCCCCCCGGGCUGCCCCGGCUGCCCGUCGUCGCCCUGCCCGGCGUGGACGACUCCUACCCGCCGCAGAAGAAGUCUUUCAUGAUGAUCAAGUACAUGCACGACCGCUACCUGGACAAGUACGAAUGGUUCAUGCGGGCGGACGACGACGUCUACAUUAAAGGUGAAAAAUUGGAGGAGUUUCUUCGCUCACUGAACAGUAGUAAACCUCUGUAUUUGGGACAGACUGGUCUGGGUAAUAUUGAAGAACUCGGAAAACUUGGGCUGGAGCCUGGAGAGAAUUUCUGCAUGGGAGGGCCGGGAAUGAUCUUCAGCCGGGAGGUUCUCAGGAGGAUGGUGCCACAUAUUGGUGAAUGCCUUGGAGAAAUGUACACCACUCAUGAGGACGUGGAGGUGGGCAGGUGUGUCCGAAGGUUUGGAGGAACUCAGUGUGUUUGGUCAUAUGAGAUGCAGCAAUUAUUCCAUGAAAACUAUGAACACAACCGCAAGGGUUACAUUCAAGAUCUUCACAACAGCAAGAUUCACACAGCCAUAACACUUCAUCCAAACAAAAGACCAGCCUACCAAUACAGGCUACACAAUUACAUACUGAGUCGCAAAAUUUCCGAACUGCGCUAUAAAACCAUCCAGCUGCAUAGGGAAAGUGCCCUGAUGAGCAAGCUCAGUAACAGUGAAGUAAGUAAGGAAGAUCAGCAACUGGGAGUGAUGCCAUCUUUCAAUCAUUUCCAACCACGUGAAAGGGAUGAAGUCAUUGAGUGGGAGUUCCUAACAGGAAAAUUUCUUUACUCAGCGAUGGAGAACCAGCCACCCCGGCAGAGCCUGAGCAGCGUCCUGCGAGCUGCACUGGAUGACACUGUGAUGCAAGUCAUGGAAAUGAUAAAUGAGAACUCUAGAUCUAGAGGAAGGCUCAUUGAUUUCAAGGAAAUACAGUAUGGCUACCGCAGGGUGGACCCUCUGCAUGGAGUGGAGUACAUCCUGGAUUUACUGCUUUUGUACAAAAGGCACAAAGGAAGAAAAGUCACGGUUCCAGUGAGACGCCAUGCCUACCUUCAGCAAUUGUUUAGCAAACCUUUCUUCAAAGAAGCAGAGGAGCUGGAUGUAAGAAGCCUGCUGGAGGAUGCCAGCACCGACACUCAAUCUUUCUCUUUUCUUUCAAAUUCUUUAAAGAUUUUUUCCUCAUCAUUCCAAGGCACCAAAGACAUUGGGGGACACAGUGACAAGAAAAUACAUAUUCUUGUCCCUCUCACAGGAAGAUUUGACAUUUUCUCAAGAUUUAUGGAUAACUUUGAGAAGACUUGUUUGAUUCCCAGGCAGAAUGUGAAGUUGGCAAUAAUUCUCUUCAGUUCCGAAUCGGGCCAAGACUCCAGCAAACACGUAGAGCUAAUAAAAGAAUACAGCAUUAAGUAUCCUCAGGCAGAUAUGACUGUGAUUCCGAUGGCAGGAAAAUUUUCUAGAGGUUUAGGUCUUGAAAUGGCCUCAUCUCGAUUUGACAAUGGCACUUUGCUGCUGUUCUGUGAUGUUGAUCUGGUAUUCACGUCGGACUUCCUCCAGCGAUGCAGAGAUAACACUAUUCAGGGAGAACAGGUUUACUACCCUAUCAUCUUUAGCCAAUAUGAUCCAAAUGUAAUAUAUGGAGGCAACCCUCCAGCUGACAGUGCUUUUGUUUUCACGAAAAGAACUGGAUUUUGGAGGGAGUAUGGAUUUGGUAUUACCUGUAUUUACAAAAGUGAUCUACUCACUGCUGGUGGAUUUGAUACCUCAAUUCAAGGCUGGGGACUUGAGGAUGUAGACCUCUUUACUAAAGUGAUAACAUCUGGCUUGAAGGCUUUCAGAAGUCAAGAAGUAGGAGUCGUCCAUAUUUUUCAUCCAGUUCAGUGUGACCCCAAUUUAGAUCCCAAACAAUAUAAAAUGUGCUUAGGGUCCAAAGCCAGUACGUAUGCCUCUACCAUGCAGCUCGCUGAACUCUGGCUACAGAAACAUUUGGGUGUUAGGUACAAUCGAACUCUCUCCUGACAUCUCAGCCCAUUUGGCCUUUUUAGGGGAGUUUACCUCAUUAUUAUUAUUAUUUGAUUUUGCUGUCAUAGUUUUAAACUCCCUCCUUGUUGUCUUCCAAAGACUGUUGACCUCAAACAGGAUGAGUCUCCUGUUCACUGAUGUUUCUUAUACCUACUGAACUGGUGAGGUGAAUUCCUUCGUAUUUCCUUUAUUUGAAAUUCAGUCAAGUCAUGGCAAUCAUAUGAUCCCAUGGAGCACAUCCAUCACAAGAGACUGCAUCAGAAGAAUGUUCUCUUUCAGCUUUGGGAUGCAGUAUCAUCUUUGUUGCAUUUCGCAGAUUUGAUGUGAUACAAGUAUUUACUGGUGAAGGUACCACAAAAGUGCUUUAUGCUUCUUCUGGGGAUGGAACUCUAUAAGAUAAACUUGAGUUUUAUAAUUUAUAUGAGGACUUAUAUGUAUAAACGCUACUUUUCUUCAUCUUUAGAAUUUUUAAAGUAAAUGAGUAACUAUGAUUGUACGUUUAUUUAAAAAAAAAAAAAAAAAAACAAAAAAAACCAAAAACCAAAAAACCCCCCUGAAAAGCUGAGGAGCUACUUGCAAAUACAACUGGUACUGGCUACCAAGGUCCUUAAAUGUCUUAUUAUAAUAACAAACUCCUCAUUGUUGUUCACUCUAAGUGUAAACGAACUUUAUUUUCACAAGGAACAGGAUUUAAUCAAAUGCUCAUGUACACUUUAGAAGAUUAGUGAACCAACAUCCUUCAUUUGCAGGCAAGAAGAAACUAUGACUUAGCAUGGUUAUUUAUGAUAAAGUGCAGGCAUACAGUAUUAUUUGUUUGAAACACAUAGUAUAAGUUGCUGUUCGUCUUUUUAAAAUGAGUGUCUGAUACAUAAUUUUCUUUUACAUUCCUUUCAUAAUGCUGCACUUGAUACAGAGUAUAUAUAUAUAUGUAUUUUUUUUUUUUUUUUACAUUUUCCAUGAAUAUUGGUACUCAGUAGCAAUUUGAUGUUGUAGAAUAAUUAUUUAAGUUUCAACAAUUACUAUUGCUGGUCAAAGUUCCUUGCCAAUAUAUUUAUAUUAGUGGAGUUGUAAGACUGUGUUAAGAUUUAUCUCUCUGAAAAGCCUGAAGUUGUCAUAUUGUGGAUUCACACAGUAAAGUAUUUAAAAUUAUACCAACAUAAAAAAUAAAAAACCCAAUUCUUGUAUUUUAGAGAAAUGUUUAUAUAGGGUUAUAUAUAUGUGUGUGUGUGCGUGUGUGUAUACCCCUAUAUAUAUAUAUAGAUAGGUAGAUAUAGAGAGAAAGUCAUUUCAAAAUAUGUUCCUUUUUUCAGUUCAGGCAGCGAUUUGUGACAAUCGUUGUUAUUUUUGCCACAUGCUUGGAACAUUUCAUGUUAUACUGUGGUAAAAGCUCAAAGGCAUCCAAGAAACCAUCUGAAUUCAGCAAACUUAAAUUAAUAUAGUGGGCACAUUUAAUAACCUCAGCACCCUUGAUUUCAAACUAUAUUUUAAAUAGAGCUGGGCAAGAAAAAGUAAGCAAUUAUUGAAUUUAAGUUUUCAGAUGUUUAAAUACACAUUCAACUGAAACUGACUCUUUCUGUGUUUCCUGUCAAAAACCAACUAAGAGAUUGGAAUUCACUGACACAUCUAUUUGUAUGAAGAUACCCUGAUAAAUUUCCUAAGGGUGUGUAGGUCAGUUAAUGUCUCUUAUCUGUGGUUCUCUGUUCUGGAUUUACCGUGCAAGGAAAAAGGCAUCCCUGAAAAGCAGUGAGGAAACUCAGAAUUAAAGGGCUGGCCGUAGAUUUUUGUAUGCUUUAGAAAAGGCCAUCCCCAUUGCCUUGGAGAAGGUAGCAACUGUGGGAGAUGAGAACAGACGGAAGGUAAUUCAUGCUUGUCUGCCCUCCCCAAGGGUAGCUCCUGGCUUGUUACUCUUCUGGAGGCUCUUGCCUUCCUAGCCCAAUAUUGUUAGCUCAAAUGUCUGGAGAAAGUAAAAUUCAGUAUUACUUAUGAAAUAAUUCUUGGAAACCACUCUUUAAAUUGAGUGCAAAGGUGAUGCUUUGUUCAAUUAGAUAGCCAAGAACAAGGAACAUACAAUUUAUUUGAUCAAUCUUGACUAACUGAUGCAACUCAGAUUGUCAAUAUCAAAAACUGAAUGCCUGUUGAUAAAUGUUUGUGAUGAUUUCAUGAACAUGGGAAAAAAAAAAAAAAAGAUUUACAAGGACAUCUAAGGAAGUCAUUGUCCGCUGGGCUGUAUUCCAGUGCUUAUUUUAAUUACUUAACCUAGUGGCCAGGAAGUAUUUGCUCAGCUUAAAGUAAAAUAGUAGAUUAGAACAAAAAAUGAAACCUGUCAUUCAAUGGGGAUAAAGAUGUAUACAGAGGGCUUGCAGGAUCAGGUCCUACAUGAUAUAAGCGAAAUGCUAGUAUUUACCAGUACAAAUAUUUAUUUAGUGUCUGACUGAUUCAUUUGUUUAUAUGAUGAAUUACUUUGUUAAAAACCUGACUAUAAAUGUUUAUUAUGAAAUACUGCAUUGUUUUUUGAAAUAACUAUCCUGAGAUAACUUGACAACUUGUGUUAGUUUGUGUAAGGAAUAA